GCACCCUUCCACCCCAUGGACCUCGCCACCGCCGCCCCGCGCGCCGCUCCCCGGCUCCGCGGCCCCCGCCGCCGCGCCACCACCCUCUCUCCGCGCGCGGCCGCCGCCUCGCCCUCUUCCGCCGCAGCGUCAGCGGCGCCCGCCUACGCCCCCACGCCGCGGGACCGGGCCCUGCGAACGCCGCACAGCGGGUAUCACUACGACGGCACCGCGAGGCCCUUCUUUGAGGGAUGGUACUUCAAGGUGGCCAUCCCCGAGUGCAGGCAGAGCUUCUGCUUCAUGUACUCUGUCGAGAACCCCUUGUUCCGGGACGGGAUGAGUGAUCUUGAUCGGCUCAUACAUGGUCCGCGGUUCACUGGCGUGGGGGCGCAGAUUCUUGGCGCCGAUGAUAAGUACAUUUGCCAGUUCACCGAGAAAUCAAACAACUUUUGGGGGAGUAGGCAUGAACUAAUGCUUGGAAACACUUUCAUUCCCAAUAAUGACUCAACACCCCCAGAAGGGGAGGUUCCCCCUCAGGAAUUUUCUAAUCGAGUUUUGGAAGGCUUCCAAGUCACACCUAUUUGGCAUCAGGGCUUUAUACGAGAUGAUGGAAGGUCAAAGUACGUGCCAAAUGUUCAAACAGCUAGAUGGGAGUACAGUACUCGUCCAGUAUAUGGCUGGGGUGAUGUCACAUCAAAGCAGAAGUCAACUGCUGGGUGGCUUGCUGCUUUUCCUUUCUUUGAACCUCAUUGGCAAAUAUGCAUGGCUGGUGGCUUGUCCACAGGAUGGAUUGAAUGGGAUGGAGAGCGUUUUGAAUUUGAAAAUGCUCCUUCAUAUUCAGAAAAGAACUGGGGUGGAGGUUUUCCAAGGAAGUGGUAUUGGAUCCAGUGCAAUGUCUUCUCAGGCGCAUCUGGUGAAGUUUCUUUAACGGCUGCUGGUGGACAAAGGAAAAUCGGAUUAGGUGAAACCUAUGAAAGUCCUUCAUUGAUUGGUAUUCAUUAUGAGGGAAAAUUCUAUGAAUUUGUGCCUUGGACUGGAACAGUAAGCUGGGACAUUGCUCCUUGGGGUCACUGGAAAAUGUCUGGCGAGAACAAAAAUCAUCUGGUGGAAAUAGAAGCAACCACCAAUGAACCAGGCACUGCUUUGCGAGCUCCAACUAUAGAAGCUGGAUUAGUGCCAGCAUGCAAAGACACCUGCUAUGGAGACUUGAAGCUGCAAAUGUGGGAAAAAGGAGAUGAUGGUGGCAAGGGAAAGAUGAUACUCGACGCCACAAGCAACAUGGCGGCACUAGAAGUUGGUGGAGGCCCUUGGUUCAAUGGGUGGAAGGGCACCACUGUCUCAAACGAGCUUGUGAGCAACGUCGUCGGCACACCGGUCGACGUCGACAGCCUCUUCCCUGUCCCAUUUCUCAAGCCUCCUGGCCUGUAAGCAUAGCAUAGCAUUGCCCAGGUUGAACCAUCAAUAAGGUGAGAGAUGAAAUAAGCCAUCUGGUCCUUAAUCACGCCUUGAGUCUUGAUCCGAUCUUCACUUAGCAUCAAUCAUGGUUUCAGCCAGCCAGCUACAGGAAACAGUAGACAAAUCAGCAUAAGAGUUUUUUUUUCUUAUUGGUUUAGAGAAACAGGAACCGUUGGGGUGAGGUGAAAUCAUAUGCGUCAAGAGUAUUUUUACUGAUCAUGAAUGGAGGCUGUAAUUCAAGAUGACAAGUACUCUACAUGGUGUAAUAUGUUAUAAUUCAUAUCAGUAAGUUCCAUUUAUGCCCAUCUAAACUUUUGAAGUAUUGUCAGGCAGUGAGCCUAUUUGAGUCCCAUCUCACUAUCUGGUCAAA
Messenger RNA from Oryza brachyantha (malo sina), 1804 nucleotides. RefSeq names its product probable tocopherol cyclase, chloroplastic. Lineage: Eukaryota; Viridiplantae; Streptophyta; Magnoliopsida; Poales; Poaceae. The record is from RefSeq and is a predicted model, not a curated record. The coding region runs from base 16 to 1407 and encodes 463 amino acids. Gene Ontology annotation, molecular function: tocopherol cyclase activity. The transcript has 10 exons.